ACCAAAAUAAAAACAGCCCAGUCAGUGUCAGUGGAGUCUGCAGUUGGAACGUCUCAUCAUGCUGCUGAAAACCUGCUGCGUUUAUACCACCGGGGUUUUCUCUCUGUUAUUGUUGAUAUUCGGCAUUUCGUUGGUUUUAUCCAACGUGUUUCCGCAUGCCCUACACUCAGCGGUUGAAGCGGAAGUAGUUUUAAAAAAUGGCACGGAGGCGUUUGAGGCCUGGGAAAAUCCACCGGCACCUAUCUACAUGCAGUUUUACUUCUUCAAUCUGACAAAUCCUCUGGAGGUGUUGGAUGGGGACAGGCCAGCUGUGGUGGAGAUCGGACCGUAUACAUACAGAGAACACCGGCCUAUGGAGCAAGUGGUCUUCCAUGAUAACGGCACCAGAGUCACAGCUGUCAACACUAAAACCUACGUAUUCCAGCGUAACAUGUCCCGAGGUCCAGAGAGUGACAUCAUCAGGACGGUUAACAUCCCUGCCAUGACGGUGAUGGAGAGAUUCAAGGACAACUCUAUAGCAGCCAACCUGAUCUCCGCCUACAUGAAAUCCCAGGGGGAGGGCCUGUUCACCACCCGCACAGUGGGAGAGCUGCUGUGGGGAUAUGAAGACGGCCUUCUUAAAGCCCUCAAACUUCUAAGCCCUGACCUGGACGAUGUUUUUGGACUCUUCUAUAAGACCAAUGCUUCAAAUGAUGGAGAAUAUGUGUUCUUCACCGGCCAGCAGAACUACAAAGACUUUGCUAGAGUGGACACAUGGAACGGUGAAAGAUCCUUGAAUUGGUGGACAUCUGAUGAGUGCAAUAUGAUUAAUGGAACCAACGGAGCGUCUUUCCAUCCAGUCCUCACCAAGAAUGAGACGCUCUACAUGUUCUCUUCUGACCUGUGCAGGUCCCUGUAUGCUCUGUAUGAGGACGAGGUGACGGUGAAGGGGAUCUCUGGGUAUCGAUUCAGUCCCCCCAGCGAGGUGUUUGCCAAUGUAACAGUGAACCCAGCCAACGCAGGCUUUUGUGUGCCUGCUGGUAAUUGCCUGGGAUCUGGCGUGCUGAACGUCAGCACAUGUAAACAAGGAGCUCCCAUCAUAAUGUCUUCACCACACUUCUACCAGGCAGAUGAGAAGUUUGUUCAGGACGUGUUUGGCAUGACGCCCAAGAAAGAGCAGCACCAGACGGUCAUUGAUCUCCAUCCGCUCACAGGAUUCGUCCUUCAAGCAGCCAAGCGGCUCCAGGUUAAUGUAUAUGUGGAGAAAAUUCCCACCUUCAGUCAAACGGGAAAUGUGAGGACGGUGGUCUUCCCUGUGGUUUAUCUCAAUGAGAGCGUCGUCAUUGACGAUGCAUCAGUUGAGAAGCUAAAGAAGAUUGUUCUCGAGAAGAACAUCGUGGAGAACGUUCCAUUCAUGCUGAUCGGUUUGGGCAUCAUUCUGGGGUUAGUCUUCAUGUUCCUGAUGUGUCGGCAGAGGGUCCCUGAGAGCUCUGCUGCUGAACGACAGCCGCUGCUCUCAUCAUAGCACCAAACAGGAGGCCAAAGGAUGAGGUUUAUCAUGUUCAAAGGUUAAUCUCAAAAGUUCAAUUGAUUUCAAGUUUCUGCUGUUAAUUCCCAAGUAAUGGUUUCAACAUUUCACUAGAAUUCAUCAAUUUUAAUCCAGUGUUUUAUAAGUAAACAAACUGACUGUCUUUGUGUUGUUUGUAAGGAUUUUAACGAUGCUGAAAUCAGAAUUUUUUUUAAAAAUUAGGUGUUACAUUGAACAUAUUUUUCUUUUACUAUUAAAUAAUAGCUGAAACUGAAAAAAAUGUAAUUUAAAUCCCUUGCCAAAUAUGUUUGGAGGGUCAACUCUGAACUAUCAAACCUCCAGGAAUUGAUGAAGGAAAAUACUGGACUCUUAUUUGACCGGAGCCAUAACUUAUUGUAAAAUUGCCACAUUUUUCUCCAGCUAGUGGAUCACUUGAAAGAAUACUGUCAGACUCUGAGUUAGUUUUAAAAGAAGAAAAUCCACAUUUGACAUUUUUGUAUCGAUUCAGAAGUCAGCUGUGCCAAAUGACUGCUGGCAGACUGUUUCCUUCUUAAUGCGAUAAAUAGUAUUUCAGAAGUCUAAAAUCUGUUGUUUACAGAAAAAAAAGGUUCUUAAGUCGUAUCUUAUUUCUGGAUUUUAGUGUGGACAUUUCUCUCAGUUUCUCGGACUGAUAUUGUGGAUCAGCUUCAUUUCAAAACCCAUGUCCUCUGCUUGUAGUUUUCAGUUAAACCUAGUAAUCUGCACUAUUUACGCUGGUGUGUGUAAUAUGGAAUAAGAGCCAAGCAGCAUUACUCCAACAGUAGCAGGAUAAAGGGAAGUGUUUCGAAUGUCUUCAUUGUGUGAGAUGCACUGAAAUAAUUUCUUUUCCUUAAUUCCUAUUCUUGCUCACGAAAUUGUCGUAAUUUUUGAUUAUGCUAAAAUCACUGUAUUAACAAUGUUUAUUUAGCAAAGAAGAAAAUGGUAUUUUCCCUUUUUUAACUACUUAGCUUAAUUUUUGAGGGUUAAUUCUGCAGUUCUAAGCAGCAUUUUAUGACUUUAUUGAGCGCUUUAUGAUAAAACCGGUGUUUUCUUACUGUGCUAUUGCUAUUUAGAUCAUUCGUUCCUAACGUAAAAUGAAUUUUCUGUCAGGCAUUAUAAUAGAAUAUUACUAUAAUGUGCAAUAUUUUACCAUGUCAGUAACCACUAGUCACUGAAGAAACAUUUUGUGUUCACUUUUUGGUGUUUUAUAUGUAAAAGAUAACAGCCUUGACACUAGUACUACUCAACAAUACAAUCAAUACCCCGCAUGUGAUCACUGUUUACAUGCUUUGAAUAGGUCAUAUAGCUCACUGUUUGUCAGUAAACUUGCUAUGAUUUAUCAGUAAACUUGCUGUGCUCUUCUCUA
Molecule: messenger RNA, 2891 nt
Organism: Amphiprion ocellaris (clown anemonefish)
Lineage: Eukaryota; Metazoa; Chordata; Actinopteri; Pomacentridae
Gene: scarb2c
Product: scavenger receptor class B, member 2c
Exons: 12
Coding region: 59-1504 (481 amino acids)
Biological process (GO): receptor-mediated endocytosis; protein targeting to lysosome
Cellular component (GO): lysosome; membrane; cytoplasm
Molecular function (GO): scavenger receptor activity
Source: RefSeq, a predicted model, not a curated record